AUGGGAGACUCGCUGUCGCAGGUGCCCGAGGGCCUCAUUGGUGGCUAUCAAGGGGGCCUGGCGGUGAAAAUUCUGAUGGUUGUCUUUAGCUCAAUCGCUCUGUAUAACGCCAUCGAGCUCAUCAUUUUAAUUUUCCUCGUCUUCAAUCAUUAUGCAGGGCUGUACUUCUGGGCGAUGCUAUUGUCCAAUGUGCUCGGUGUCAUCCCACAUGCCAUCGGCUUUUUGCUGGAGUUUUUUGCGAAAGGGCCACUUUGGCUCGCGGUCACCCUUGCCACGAUCGGUUUCUACUUCAUGGUUCCCGGUCAAUCGGUCGUCCUCUAUUCUCGACUUCACUUGGUCGUACAGAAUCACAAGGUUCUGCGGCAAGUUCGGUACAUGAUCAUCUUCAACACCAUAGUUUUGCUGAUUCCAACGACCGUCCUCACCUAUUCCACUAUCUAUGUGCGCACCGAACCCAUAAUCCGCGGCUAUAAUGUGAUGGAACGCAUGCAAUUGGCUUGGUUUUGUGCGCAGGAGAUCUUGAUCUCUUGUAUAUAUAUCUGGGAGACGACCAACCUUCUGCGGCUGCGCCCGGACAAAGACCCCGGCCGGCGGAAGAUCAUGUAUGAGCUGAUUACGAUCAACGUCAUCAUCGUACUCCUAGAUGUGGCGCUUCUGGUGUUGGAAUAUGUCGGGUUGUACGCUCUUCAGACCACACUUAAAGCUGCCGUCUACAGUGUCAAGCUGAAGUUGGAAUUCGCCGUGCUGCGAAAGCUUGUCUUACUCGUCAAUACUCGGCCCUCGGACACAAGCUCCACCGACCACGAGGAAUAUCCUAAUUUCGUGAAUCCGGAGCAACUGACGGGUGAUAUCACGCAUGCGGCACCCGUCCGCGCCCGGACUCGCUCUCGGUAUCCGUGGAGCGCCAUCUCAAUGGACAGCUUGGACCGAUCGGAGCGCCGAGAAUAUUCUUCCGAGACUACACGCCCGCCCUAA
Molecule: messenger RNA, 975 nt
Organism: Aspergillus pseudonomiae
Lineage: Eukaryota; Fungi; Ascomycota; Eurotiomycetes; Eurotiales; Aspergillaceae
Exons: 1
Coding region: 1-975 (324 amino acids)
Source: RefSeq, a predicted model, not a curated record